Rhododendron vialii is the source of this 715-nucleotide messenger RNA. RefSeq lists its product as uncharacterized. Bases 243 to 587 code for a protein of 114 amino acids. The record is from RefSeq and is a predicted model, not a curated record. The transcript has 3 exons. NCBI's taxonomy places the organism in Eukaryota, Viridiplantae, Streptophyta, Magnoliopsida, Ericales, Ericaceae.
AGCACUUCCCGGUCUUUUAUCUACCCAUACAAACAUGAGCACCUCUCCAACUGUCGGAUUGCAAUUUCAAUAAGUUACGAGCGUUGAAUUGAAUCAUUGAUGAAUCAACCUAUUUCCAAGACCCAUGUCUGUCUAGCGUGUUUCUUUCUCCCUCUUCUCUCCUCUCUUUCUCCAUUGUUAUCGUCCCCACCCCCCUCCCGGGUUUUCCGAAAUUGGGGAUUUGUUGCAAGUUUUCUGAAUAUAUGAUGACCCCAUGCCUUUUUCAGGAAUUCCAGAAUACAAAUUCAUUGUUAGGCUCCACAAAAUGCAUUUGUUUACUUAUAAAGGAUUGGUUUGAAAAUGCAAUGGAGUUGAGGAGGAUUAACACAAAUAGAUUGCUUCAAUGGAAUCGUAACGAGCUUGAUAGGCAAAUGCCGAGUGCUAAAAAUGUUGGAGACAGUGAUGAUGCUUUCAACACAUCCUUCAGCGAAACCAAGGCAAGAAAACACGUUUAUAAAUUUGGAAUUUCAAUAAGUAGAUUUUGUUGGGAGGAGGGUAAAAUCCACUCAUAUGGAGUGGGAUAUACACAUACACAGAACUCACCUUAGGUGAGUUCGACUUGAAAACAACCGUUGUAUCCAUUUUUUAAUUUAUAAAAGUGGGGUUUGAUACUUUAUUUAGACUACGUUCAGAAUGUGCUGCACCAUGUCUUCAGGCACAGGCAUCCACUAAUAUA